This is a messenger RNA of Columba livia (rock pigeon), 5025 nucleotides long. It is a transcript of the gene SEC24D, whose product is annotated as SEC24 homolog D, COPII coat complex component. The record is from RefSeq and is a predicted model, not a curated record. Gene Ontology annotation, biological process: COPII-coated vesicle cargo loading; endoplasmic reticulum to Golgi vesicle-mediated transport; intracellular protein transport. Gene Ontology annotation, cellular component: COPII vesicle coat; endoplasmic reticulum exit site. The transcript has 24 exons. Gene Ontology annotation, molecular function: zinc ion binding; SNARE binding. Bases 362 to 3466 code for a protein of 1034 amino acids. Lineage: Eukaryota; Metazoa; Chordata; Aves; Columbiformes; Columbidae.
GACGCAGAGCACCACACUGUUGCCGCUGCUGUGUACUGCACUAGCAAAUGUAGUCAUUCAGAAGAAUGUAAGCUCCCUCGGAUCAAGGGCACAGCCCACUCUUUCGUCAGAUUCCUACGCUCAGCCCACCUUCAAAGUAAAGCUAAAGGACAAUGGAAGCAAAGCUGCAUCCACAAAAAAGAGGCAGCCUGAUCCAUUUCCAGAGCGUUUCUGAAACAGAGGAAGAGCUGACACCCUCACAGCUUCUCCGUGCUAUCUUCUGCUGAUCUCAUCUCUCAGUUUCACUAGAGCUGAUUUCAGGGAGAAGAAAUCUGAUAAUUCUUAAAAAGGACCCAAUUCUUGGAAUGAGAAUAUUGCCAUCAUGAGUCAACAAGGUUAUGUUGCAGCUCCUCCGUAUUCCCAAUCCCAGCCAGGGAUAGGAGGCUUUUCUGCAGGUUUUGGACCACCUAGUCCUUCACUUCAUUAUGGGCAUUACGGGGACCCUAAUUCAUCAUACUCAGCACCUCAACCAGGUAUUCCAAAAUCAACUGCGCCUUUAGGAUCUUCGGCUCCCGUUGGGCCUCCACCACCUGGUACGCACCAGUUCAACCAGACCAACUUCCACAAUGGGCCCAGUGUGCCAGGACAACAGCCACAUAGGUUUCAAGGCCCUCCACCUCCAAGCAAUACUGGACCUUCCUAUGCUCCCUACAGUCCUCAGUCACAACCAGCUUACUCAAAUUCUGCAUCCACGUCAUCUACAACACAACUUGCUAACCAGCUCAACAGUAUGCAGCUAAAUAGCUAUGGUCCUGGCACUGCUCCGAGCUCUUGCAUGUCUUCUGGGCAUCCAACGUCUUUUCAGGGUCCACAGUUACCACCACCGACCCGGCAGCAAAUUGCUUUACCACCUGGAUCGCAGGUUCCUCCACUAGCAAACAAUGUUAAUGGACUUGGUGCUCCACCAUCAUUGCCUCCUAUGGCCAGACAGGAUGGGAUCACUGGAUCUGUCCCCCCAAAUCCUAACUUAGGACAGCCUCCAGGGCCUGGAUAUCAUCCUCAGCAAGCAAACUAUGGUCCUCAGAUGGCAGGAUCUCAGCUGCCUUAUCCUGGUGCUUUUCCUGGGGGUCCAGCACAGCUUUCGGGUCCACCGCAGAAAAAACUUGAUCCUGACUCUAUUCCAAGCCCAAUUCAGGUAAUUGAAAACGAUAAAGCUUCUAGGGGCGGACAGAUCUAUACUACAAACCUAAAAGGACAGGUUCCUCCUCUUGUCACCACAGACUGCGUGAUCCAAGACCAAGGCCAUGCCAGCCCUCGUUAUAUCCGAUGCACUACCUACUGCUUCCCAUCAUCUUCAGAUAUGGCCAAACAGGCUCGCAUUCCACUGGCAGCUGUCAUCCAGCCUUUUGCUGUUGUUCCAACAAAUGAGGCACCUCUUUAUGUGGUAAACCAUGGUGAGACUGGACCAAUCCGAUGCAACAGGUGCAAAGCUUAUAUGUGUCCCUUCAUGCAGUUUAUUGAAGGUGGAAGAAGAUACCAGUGUGGGUUUUGCAAUUGUAUAAAUGAUGUCCCUCCGUUCUUCUUUCAACAUCUGGACCACAUUGGCCGACGGGUAGAUCACUAUGAACGGCCCGAGCUGUCUCUGGGAUCUUAUGAAUAUGUUGCCACUUUGGAUUAUUGCCGAAACAACAAGCCUCCAAAUCCACCAGCUUAUAUCUUCAUGAUUGAUGUAUCACACAGAAACAUAAACAGUGGCCUAGUCAAACUCAUAUGUGAUGAACUGAAGACUCUGCUAGAUAAGCUUCCAAGGGAAGAGCAAGAAGAAACCUCAGCAAUUCGAGUUGGGUUUGUCACUUAUAACAAGGUCCUUCACUUCUUUAACGUAAAAAGCAGCUUAGCCCAACCUCAGAUGAUGGUGGUUUCAGAUGUUGGAGAAGUUUUUGUUCCUUUGCUGGAUGGCUUCCUUGUUAACUUUCAGGAAUCACGAUCUGUUAUUAUCAACUUGUUGGACCAGAUUCCAGAGAUGUUUGCAGACACCAAUGAGAGUGAGACGAUCUUUGCUCCUGUUAUCCAGGCUGGCAUGGAGGCGCUCAAGGCUGCAGAAUGUGCUGGAAAACUGUAUAUCUUCCAUUCCUCAUUGCCAACUGCGGAAGCACCAGGGAAGCUGAGAAACAGAGAUGACAAAAAACUACUCAAUACAGAUAAAGAAAAGACACUCUUCCAGCCCCAGGUAAACUUGUAUGAGGCCUUAGCCCGGGAUUGCGUGGCUAACGGCUGCUGUGUGAAUCUGUUCCUCUUCCCGAAUCAAUAUGUGGAUGUAGCCUCCAUGGGUCUCGUCACAAUGUACACUGGAGGAACCUUGUACAAGUACAACAAUUUCCAGCUCGGUUCUGACAGCCCACAGUUCUUAAGUGACCUCAGGAGGGACAUAGUAAAAAAGACCGGAUUUGAUGCAAUAAUGAGAGUUCGGACAAGUACAGGCUUCAGGGCUACAGACUUCUUUGGUGCUGUUUACAUGAACAAUACCACAGAUGUAGAGAUGGCAGCAGUUGACUGUGACAAGGCAGUGACAGUGGAGUUCAAACAUGAUGACAAACUGAAUGAAGACACUGGAGCCUUAAUUCAGUGUGCUGUCCUCUACACAUCAAUAAGUGGGCAAAGACGACUUCGCAUACACAAUAUAGGUUUAAAUUGUAGCUCACAGUUAGCUGAUGUCUACAAGACUUGUGAGACUGAUGCACUUAUCAACUUCUUUGCUAAGUCAGCUUUUAAGGCCAUUCUAAGCCAACCCCUGAAGACAGUCAGAGAGAUCCUGGUGAAUCAGACAGCUCACAUGCUGGCGUGUUACAGGAAGAACUGUGCCAGCCCAUCGGCAGUGAGCCAGCUCAUCCUCCCAGAUGCGAUGAAGGUGCUGCCUGUGUACCUGAACUCUCUGCUGAAGAGCUGCACACUAGUUGGCAGACCAGAAAUUCCAACUGACGAGAGAACCUACCACCGACAGCUGGUCAUGGCUAUGGGGGUGGCCGACACACAGCUCUAUUUUUAUCCCCAGCUUCUGCCAAUUCACAGCCUGGAUCUGAAGAGUGACGCUGUCCCAGCUGCAGUCCGCUGCUCAGAGGAACGUCUCUCCGAAGGAGGGGCCUUCAUUCUGGCCACUGGGCUGAGUAUGUUCCUAUGGCUGGGAGUCAGCGCACCCCCAGAGCUCAUCCAAGGGCUUUUCAACGUGCCGUCCUUCGCACACAUCAGCACAGAGGCUACACUGCUGCCUGACCUGGACAACCCAGUUUCUAAGAAACUUAAGUCAAUACUGGAGCGUAUCCAGAGCCACAAGCCCUACACUAUGAAGCUGAUAAUAGUGAAACAGCGGGAGCAGCCAGAGAUGCUUUUCCGACAGUUCCUAGUAGAAGACAAGAGUAUUUAUGGAGGAGCUUCUUAUGUGGAUUUCUUAUGCUGUGUUCACAAAGAGAUCUGCCAGCUGCUCAGUUAAGACAAAUUGAGUAAAAAUUUGUCAGUUGCUUUUUGGUUUUGCAAGAGGGAGAGUCAUUGGUGCCGGAAGGCUGGCCCACAGCUCCACCAUACCCAGGCAUUCUCCUGUGCUUUAGUGAACCUUUUCUGUGCUCUUCUUGUACAGUUUCAUUUCACACAAUCUUACUAUUUAGUUCACUUAUUAAGCUGUAGAAUAGAAUAUUCUGCACUCAGGUAUUAAUCUUCUGGGAGUCUCGAGUCUUUAAGCUGAACUGCCAGAUUUCAACCUGUCAAUGUUUAAGAGCAUAUGGUAUACAUUUUCAAAUAUCAAAAUAUAAUUUAGAGAACUCUUUAAUUAUUCCUUGUGCUCAUCAUAAGUUGUAUGAGUGCCAGGAAAGAUCUCACAAUCUAUACAGAAGAGGAAAAGAAUACAAAACACAGCUUUUUCUAAGUGAGGGCACACAGCUGAAUCACACUUGCAGUAAUCAUGUAGUUCAAUCUGAGUACUUAAAAGUCCUCAAUGUAAAGCUAAUCUCUAAAAGAUAAUCCCCUUUUUUCCUGGAAGGGACUUUCUACAGAAACAGAGCUCUGAGUAACCUUCUCCACCAGGGGUUAUCCAGGACACAGAAGUGCCUCACUUUAUAACUGGACUUAAGUUUAACGACAAUGGACCACAGGAAGAGUAGUACUCAAACAGUCCUUAUCCUGAGUUAGGCAGGUAGUGCCACACUAGUGCGGUACAAGUCACUGGUCUUAAAGCAGCAAUUAUUUUAGCAUACUAUUUAAUUACAUCUCCAAAACUGAACAUGUUAGGUUUUAUUUGGUAUGCUUGCUAACUGGAAUAUUCCCAGUACAACUUAGAUAAACGUCUGUCCAUCAAAUUUUCAGUGGCAGGUCAACCACAAGACAGUUGACACAUUAACCAAAUGUUAUAUGUGGUGCUACAAAAAGCAAGCCUUUUGUUUAACACCAGUGCUAUCUAUUACAUGACUGAUUCAUUCAACAGUCACUACUUUGAAAAACAAACCUCUGCUAAUAUAAAUAUUUAAGGUAGAAUUUAGAAGGGCAGAAUCUUCAGAAGAGCUGUUUACCUCAGAUACUUCAUCAGUCUGUUUGUAUCUUUAGGACCAACACCUCUGCACAAGAGGUCUGAACUUCUCCAGACUUGAAAAGCUACUGUUACAUAAAUCAGCGUAUCAAGGAAAACAAAAACUGGCAAAAGUAACGAUAAGACUUGGGCCUCAUGAGGAGAAAAAAUAAAAAGUGCCUUUAAACAUGUCAGUGUUGCUAAUUAGUGCUAAUCAUUUUUAUAGCCAAGGUAAGCAGUCCAAAUGCGUAUCUUUUUGGUUUGACUGCUUACCAAAACAAUUAUAUCCUUUUGCAUUGACUGAGAACUCUUAAACUAAGUGGAUAUAUUAUAAAAGGAUCAUCAGACUAAAUUCAGCUGCCAAGACAAGCACUUUUUAGUUGAAGAGUUUACCUUGUAAAAAGUAUUUGUUGCCAUUCCAAAUCAGUGUACUUUGUAAAAUGACACCAGCAACUAUUUGUAAAGACAUAACCAAUUAUUAAAUAUAAUCAUUA